Messenger RNA from Apaloderma vittatum (bar-tailed trogon), 2109 nucleotides. RefSeq names its product cadherin-related family member 5 (gene CDHR5). Gene Ontology annotation, biological process: adherens junction organization; cell morphogenesis; homophilic cell-cell adhesion. The transcript has 15 exons. Gene Ontology annotation, cellular component: adherens junction; plasma membrane; catenin complex. The record is from RefSeq and is a predicted model, not a curated record. Lineage: Eukaryota; Metazoa; Chordata; Aves; Trogoniformes; Trogonidae. The coding region runs from base 1 to 2109 and encodes 702 amino acids. Gene Ontology annotation, molecular function: cadherin binding; calcium ion binding.
AUGGCUGUUUCUCACCAGUUCCUCACUGCUAUGCUCCUUCUGCUGCCCUUCACAACCCGUGUUUCGGCACAGCAACAAGGAUGUUCUGUCAGUAAUAGCAAACCAAGCGUUUCUGAAAAUAACCUUCCUGGCUACGUGGUGGCCACGAUCCGUGUGGAACCGGGCUUCAGUAUAUCGAUUGAUCCUACUUCUCCCGAUCAUGAAUUUUUCAUUAUAAAGGGGAAUGAGCUGCAGCUGAGCCAAAGUGUGGACUAUGAGCUGUAUCCUUUGCUGAUCGUGUACCUGAGCUGCCAGGACAGCGCCGGGCAGAGCGAUUCUUUGGAAAUUCUUGUGACCAUUCUCGACGUGAACGAUAACACCCCCGUGUUCCAGCAAACAAAUCUCACCAAAGUUGUUCCUGAGGAUACAAAAGUGAAUUCAACCAUUAUAGCCUCCGAAGGUUUAAGGGCCUCUGAUGCUGACCUGGACACCAUCUAUUACGAACUCACAACAAUAGUGCCGGGCACAGAUGGUUAUUUUGCCAUAAAAGGAAUGAAUAACCCAGAAAUUUAUUUACAAAAAGCACUGGACUACGAGAAAUUUAAAUUGACGACAUUGCUCUUGUAUGCCAGGGACAGACCUAUGGGCAGCAAUGAGACCACCAACACAGGUACCGCAACGAUAAAUAUAUUUAUUGAACAAGCUGACACCAAACCCCCCUGGUUCCUACCCUGUACCUUCAUCAAUGCGGACAACAGCGUUUGCAUCAGCAGCCCCUAUACCGGGAGGGUCAAUAUCUCUGAGAUGUCGACAGAACCGCUCAUCCUAGAGCCGGGGCCGAUCUAUGCUGUCGAUCCUGACUACACCAUAAAUGAAAAAAUCGUGUACAGUAUCGUUGGAGGGGAUGCAGACAAAGUAUUCUCAGUGGAUGCAGACACAGGGAACCUAACAAUGAACAAAGUAGCAACUUCCCCAGACUCCUACCUGUUGCAGGUUAUGGCCACCCAGGUCAACAACAUACAGAAAUACUCCGUAGCCACUGUAGAGAUUAAGGUCAUCAAUAAGAGUUACCACCCACCGAGCUUUGAGAGCAGGGUCUACAACGGGACAGUGUUUGUUGGUCUGGCCCCGAAAAGCUUUGUCUUCCAGGCUGAUGAUCCCUCAAGCCCCUUGAUGAUAACAGCAACAGAUGAUGAUUUCCCUGAUAAAGCCAACCCAAACAUUGAGUACUACAUAAAAAACAGCACCGAAUUCAUCGCAACCAGAGAUGGACUCAUCCUGACAAACGUGAUGCUGCAGUCACCCGGAACUGUAACCAUUGAGGCUGUUGGAAAAGACAUGUUGAGCCUGCAGGAGGCGAGCACUGUAAUCGUGGUGGAGGUCACCCUUGCCGCAGCUGUAACCUCCUCUGACAAGAUAUACACUGCUCAGGAUAUGGCUAUCUUAGGUGGUACGUUAGCAGCACUGCUAUUACUUGUCUUGGUCUUCCUUGGAGUGAUGAUAUAUAAACAGUGUGGAAAACCAGUCAAACACCUGAUAAGAAAAAAAGUCUCCAAGAAAAUCGCAGGGGGCUACCAGAAUCAAUCUUACGAGCAAGAUUCGAGCCCCGUACAGCACGAAACGCUAGAAAACGGUGGUGUGAGGUCAAUGCCGCACAUGCUGCAGCAGCCAGCGCUUCCCUUGCCCUCUUCCAGUGCAGAAGAAAUUGAUAGUCUCCCAAAAGCUUCUAUAGCUUCCACCAUCAUCUUUGAACAGGAAGAGAAAGAGGAAGAAGUGGAAGAAAAGACCGAGCAUGAGGAAGAAACUGAGCAGGAGAAAGAAGUGAAGUCUAUCCUCAAGACAGACAGGAACAUGGGAGAUGAUGGCUACAAAGCUGUGUGGUUUAAGACCGAUGUGGAUCCAGAUGCUGGAGAGAUGGUUGAAUUGAUUGAGGAUAAUGUAGCAGAUAGCGAUGAUGACAGUGACCAUAGUCUGGAGGAGGGCAGGGAAGAAGAUAAUGACAAGGACGAUCACCACAGAGGGCUUGGAGUGUCCUUUGCCUCAGGAAGCUCAUCACUCUCACUCCCAACAGCAGAAGUGAUAGGCAACAUGUCUCACACAGAUAUAGUGACAGAUGACAGUCACUUAUAA